AGCCGAAUCAACCUGAGCCGAGCCUCGAUUUUUGAAGCGCGUAUAAAAGCUCGGCGACUUCGGGUGACCUUUCAUUGUGCGCUCGUCGCUCGUGAUUAUCAGGUAACGUCGAUCGGACGUUUUUUACAGUCAGCAAGUUUUUCGAUUCGCCCGCCAAAAAAACACGUAUACGUAGUGUUGCAGCCAGAAAAGUGGUCUAGGUGCCAUCAUUGUGAUCUAUUGAGAAAAGUGAUCUUAGAAAGGAAUUAAAAUGAGUUCAAAGUUCAAUCUGUGCCGCUGGAUGCUGUUGGUCCUCGGAGUUUCUUGUCUGAUGGGCAGCUCAUCGGGCAGUUACUGCUCUCUCGAGCGGAUGAAGAAGUUCGCAAUGGAGGCGUGUGAGCAUCUGUUUCAACAGGAUGAAGGUGCCCGCCGGGAAAGGAGAUCCAUUGAGUACGCCCAUCACCAUCUUAAUCGACUGGGAUAUGGCAAAACGCACAACAAGCACCACUAUAUCAGUCGGAGCAGUUAUCCAAUGGGUGGCUACCUGAAGGUGACCCGGGAGCACUUCAACCGUCUUAGUGAACUGGACGUCUUCCCACGCUACAAGCCGAAUAAGUUGCACCAUGAAAAGAAGCAGCGAUUUAAGAGGGAUCACUCGAGCAGAAGCUACAAUAACAUCCCCUACUGCUGCUUUAACCAGUGCGAGGAAGAGUUCUUCUGCUAAGUGACCUCUGGUUCUAUGAUCCACGUCGGUGCCAUCUGGUCAGCCCCCUCUCUAACUCCGUCCUUAGCUAUAGUUAGUUUGUAGAUGUAUAUUUUACAAGUCGCGCUCACUCUUAUAGAGUACCUUUUUUGUGCCCAAUGCAAGGAACACAAAUCCAUUUACAGUAUUUAUACUCUUAGAUUUAAGUUGAAUAUAAAAUUGAAUACAGCAA
Messenger RNA from Drosophila eugracilis, 914 nucleotides. RefSeq lists its product as uncharacterized. The record is from RefSeq and is a predicted model, not a curated record. Lineage: Eukaryota; Metazoa; Arthropoda; Insecta; Diptera; Drosophilidae. Bases 251 to 703 code for a protein of 150 amino acids. The transcript is spliced from 3 exons.